Limanda limanda (common dab) is the source of this 4181-nucleotide messenger RNA. It is a transcript of the gene acss2, whose product is annotated as acyl-CoA synthetase short chain family member 2. The coding region runs from base 410 to 2500 and encodes 696 amino acids. Gene Ontology annotation, cellular component: cytoplasm. The record is from RefSeq and is a predicted model, not a curated record. Gene Ontology annotation, molecular function: acetyl-CoA synthetase activity; AMP binding. The transcript is spliced from 19 exons. NCBI's taxonomy places the organism in Eukaryota, Metazoa, Chordata, Actinopteri, Pleuronectiformes, Pleuronectidae.
GGGGGGACGAGCAGCUCCUGUGAACAGCCAGGAAGCAGCAGUCACCUCCCAGCAGCUCCCGGUCCGGACUGGAACCUGCUUCACUCCAACACCCCUCCGCUGCAGCUGCAAGGAGCUAGCUUAGCCUGCUAGCUUAGCAGGGCACCGUGUGUGUGUGUCUGUGUGUGUGUGUGAGUCUGUGUGUGUGUGUGUGUGUGCAGGACUGCAGCUCCAGAGCAGAACCGACCCGGACUCCACUGCUCUGAAGUCGCUGCAGAAGCCGGAAGUGUGGAUGAGCUGCUAGCAUCGCUGCUAGCAUCGCGCUAGCUGCACCGCCUCAUUGUGCCGCUCGCUGGGGGGGGAAGUGUCCGAGGAUCAGCGUCCUGCUCCGGCUGCAGAUCGUCUCUCGUCCCGGUGAAGCGACGCCGACAUGAUUCCAGACAAAGCCCCGAGAGAGGACGUGUUCCACGGGUCCGAGGAGCUGAAGAGGGACGCGCACGUCUCCAGCUUCGAGCGAUACAAGGAGCUGUACCAGAGCUCCAUCCAGCGGCCCGACGAGUUCUGGGGAGACAUCGCCAAAGAGUUCUUCUGGAAGACCACCCACUCGGGUCCGUUCCUGGAGUACAACUUCGACGUGACCAAGGGGGAGGUCUUUGUGAAGUGUAUGGGCGGAGCUACGACCAACAUCAGCUACAACCUGCUGGACCGCAAUGUGCACGAGAGGAAGCUGGGCGAGCGAGUGGCCUUCUACUGGGAAGGAAACGAGCCGGGCGAUGAGCUGACGGUGACGUACAGGCAGCUGCUGCAGAGCGUCUGCCGCUUCGCCAACGUGCUGAAGGCCCAGGGCGUGAAGAAGGGCGACCGCGUGUCCAUCUACAUGCCCAUGGUGGUGGAGCUGGUGGUGGCCAUGUUGGCCUGCGCCCGGAUCGGAGCCGUGCACUCCAUCGUGUUCGCAGGUUUCUCAGCGGAGUCUCUGUGUGAGAGGAUCAUGGACUCUCAGUGUUCACUGCUCAUCACCGCAGACGGUUUCUAUCGAGGAGACAAACUGAUCAACCUGAAGCUGCUAGCUGACGAAGCUCUGCAGAAGUGCAGAGACAAAGGAUUCCCGUUGGACAAGUGCAUCGUGCUGAGACACUUGUCCAAAGAGACGGAGGACACGUCUCAGUCUCCUCCCGCCAAACGAGCCUGUCCCGAUCUGCAGCAGGAGAAACAAACAGGGAGAAUAAAGAAAACACGUCCUGUUCCGCAGGUCCCGUGGAACCCUGAGGUCGACCUGUGUUGGCUCAGUCUGACCCGAGCAGCUUCAGACGAGUGUGAGCCCGAGUGGGUGGAGUCUGAAGAUCCUCUGUUCAUCCUGUACACCAGCGGCUCCACCGGCAAACCCAAGGGAGUUCUCCACACAGUCGCCGGCUACAUGCUCUACACUGCCACCACCUUCAAGCUGGUGUUCGACCACCAGCCCGACGACGUGUACUGGUGCACGGCCGACAUCGGCUGGAUCACCGGACACUCCUACAUCACCUACGGCCCUCUGGCCAACGGCGCCACCAGUGUGCUGUUCGAGGGUCUGCCCACCUACCCCGACGUCAGCCGCAUGUGGGAGAUCGUGGACAAAUAUCAUGUGAGCAAGUUCUACACGGCUCCCACCGCCAUCCGGCUGCUGAUGAAGUACGGCAGCGAGCCGGUGAAGAAGUUCAAGCGAGACUCCCUGAAGAUCCUGGGCACGGUGGGGGAGCCCAUCAACCCGGAGGCCUGGCACUGGUACUACAACGUGGUGGGAGAGAAGAGAUGUCCCAUCGUCGACACCUUCUGGCAAACAGAAACUGGUGGACACGUGUUGACUCCUCUUCCUGCUGCUACGCCCAUGAAGCCUGGAUCUGCUACGUUCCCGUUCUUCGGAGUGGUGCCGGCCAUCUUGAACGAGUCCGGAGAGGAGCUGGAGGGGCCGAGUGAGGGAUACCUGGUGUUCAAGCAGCCGUGGCCCGGGGUGAUGAGAACAGUGUUUGGAAACCACCAGAGGUUCGAAACCAUUUACUUCAAGAAGUUCCCAGGAUACUACGUCACCGGAGACGGUUGCCGUAGAGACAAGGACGGUUACUACUGGAUCACCGGGAGGAUCGACGACAUGCUGAACGUCUCAGGUCACCUGCUGAGCACAGCCGAGGUGGAGUCGGCGCUGGUGGAGCACGAGGCCGUGGCCGAGGCCGCCGUGGUGGGCCGACCACAUCCUGUCAAAGGAGAGAGUCUCUACUGCUUCGUGACCCUCAACGACGGACUGACCUUCAGCCGCACGCUGGAGGCAGAACUCAAACAACAAGUGAGGGAGAAGAUCGGCGCCAUCGCCACGCCGGACUUCAUCCAGAACGCCCCGGGACUCCCCAAGACCCGAUCAGGUAAGAUCAUGCGACGGGUGCUUCGCAAAAUCGCCUGUGACGAGCGCGACCUCGGGGACAUCUCCACGCUCGCCGACUCCUCGGUGGUCGAGCAGCUCUUCCAGAACAGAUGCGGCGCCGGCGUGUAACGACCUCGGGAUCCUCGCUCCGACGGCGGCUGCACGACCACGCCACAAACUGAACAAAGGACGAAGAAGAAGCAGAAAAGGAGGAGGAGGAGGAGGAAGAAGAGGAGGAGGAGGAGGAACUCUUCACUCGGUCUUGUCUUGAUAACGACCUCUAGCUCCUCCCAGCACGUGGUCAACAUGACCUCAUCGUGUGUUUCACAUCACGACAGAUUCCAGCGUCUGGAUUGAACACGAUGAUGAAACGUGUCCAGAAGCUGCGGAUGGAAACCAGAGGAGGAGCUAGAGGUCGUUUGUGGGUAAGACCGUCCUGCAGCCGGACGCCGCUGGAGGCGGAGUCUUGUUUUAACCUCGUGUUUUAGCCAAUAAUACGCAGCAAUAUGUUAACGUGUAACUGAUCAGUGAAAGCGUAGAUCCAGGGCUCCUCCCACGUGGGUGAGACGAGUUUCUAGAGCGGAAUACGACUCGUGUGAAGCUCCUCCCCCUCGCUCGACGCCGGCGUCCUGUUCCUCACACGGACGAUUUGCUUCUUUUGAAAACGCUUCAUUUUAAUUUCUAUUGUAAUUUUUUGUAUGUAGAUUUGUUUCCUCUUGUGUUUGACGGAGGAUCUUUUCUGUUUGUGCGCCGCUCGAACGUUUUCUUCUUCAGUUUUUUUUUAUGUAUUUUGAGAAUCAGGUGAAAACAGCAGAACGUGCGUCGAGCUUCAGGAGAAGAAACGCUCGCUAACUGACCCGGGAGGAAGUGACCGAUAUGAGUCCUUUAGAUUGAGCCUGAAUCAAAGGAAAGUUUGAAUAUCUAAGAUCUUUUUUAUUAAAGAAUCAUGUCCGAGGAAAAAACUGAUGAGUGUCUGUCCCCAUGAAAAACCAGAAACAUGUUUCCAUCGUUCAGCAGCUUCCUCUCGUCUGAGUUCAGUCAAACAGGAAGAAGAAAGAGAAAGGCUUCGUUAAACAUCUGAUUCAUUAAACAUCUGUUUCCAUCUGCAUGUUUUCAUGUUCAGAUCUUCAUCUUCAUUCAUUGACAAAGUGUUUCAGUCUCUUUUUAACAAAUUGUGAAGGAAAAUAAAUGAAUUGUAAAUAUCCGGGUUUUGGAUCUGAAGGAAUCUGAGGACGUCUCCAGUUCUGGAGAAUUGUUCUGAUGUGAUUUAAUAAAGUCGACGACUAAUGAAUCAAAAACAAUCCAUAGAUUAACUGAGGAAUUAAUAGAAUAAUAUUUUUGUCUGAUGUUUUGACUUCAUUUUCCUAUGAUGCAUGAAAAACACAAUCUGGUGCAUCAUGGGAAAUGUUGUCUCCAGUUCUUUGAGCUGCUCCAGUUGAUCUCGACCUUCUCACCUGAACUCCUGUUAAUCCACACGGCUCCAGAUUAUCACCAGAUUUAAUCCUUCAUCCGUCUUUGUCGAUGUGAUUCUGGUCCACGUCGUUUCCUCUGCAGACGUCUGGGUUGAGAGAAGCUGGAUUGGUUUCCAUGGUUACUUGUUCUGAUCAGUUUUGUGUUUCUGAUUGCGUCGCCAUGGUUACGGAGCAGUGGAGCUGCAGGAUGUAGAAACUCGAUUCUGUGUCUAAUGUUAAAAAGUGCAGCUGCUUGUUUGAUUCUCAUGUUUUUCUGGUGUAAUAAGUCGAGACACUUUCUGUUCAUCUUGCUUUCAUGUCUCUGUUGGUGUCGAGCAGUAAAAGGACUUGACCUCUGA